Molecule: messenger RNA, 3096 nt
Organism: Sebastes umbrosus (honeycomb rockfish)
Lineage: Eukaryota; Metazoa; Chordata; Actinopteri; Perciformes; Sebastidae
Product: SLAIN motif-containing protein-like
Exons: 9
Coding region: 325-2175 (616 amino acids)
Biological process (GO): microtubule nucleation; cytoplasmic microtubule organization; positive regulation of microtubule polymerization
Cellular component (GO): microtubule plus-end
Source: RefSeq, a predicted model, not a curated record
GAUAAACCCUUAGGGGGGAGGGGCGACAGAGAGCUGCUGCAGGUCUCUCUGGUCUGUUCACUGAGCUAACUAAAGUCCAUCAACGAGCUAGUUAGCAGACAUGAUGAACGCUCUCUAGCAACAAGAAAACAUGGACUAAGCUAACUAGAGAUUUACUCCUGUGUGUUGACAAUCACUCUCCAUCUGAGGAGCAUCUCAGCUGGUUGUAGUCUGCUGCUUCAUUCAUGCGGUCGAGAGGAGUUUGAGCUCCGAGUGGCGGGCAAAGCUCAGUCAUCAGCUCGCUGGAUCAACUGGGACAACACGGCUCACUCACCGAGUAAGAGCAUGGUGGUCCCGGACAGUGCCAGCGUGGUCCCCCAGGCUGACAAUGGCAGUCCCGCUAGCCUCAUGGAGAGCUCCAAGCCUGGGUGCGAGGAGGAAGAAGAGGGUCAGGACCUAGCAGGGGUGGAGCUGGAGGAGGUCCGAAAGCUGCAGGAGCUUGUCCGUAGGUUGGAGGUCCAGAAUGAGACCCUGCGCAACAGAGGGAGCAAGACCAUCAUUCACAGAGGAGCCGGCGGCAACAGCAACCUCACAGCCGCUGUCAAUAUCAAUGAGAGGCUGGCUUGUGAAGAGGUGACCAACUCUCAUCUCAGGUUGGAGCACGGUGGCGAGCUGGUGGGCAGCUCGGACUUUGAGCUGUCGCCCGCUCAGGACAGCAGCAGUGGCGAAGACAUGUCCCCUCUGCCCGUGGCCAACAGGCUGGAUGAAGAGGAGGACCAGGGUCCAUGCGGGGGCUUUCUCACCCUGACCUGCAGCAACGGAGCAGGACAGUUGCAGACGCCAGAGAGCCCCUCUCAGGGAAGUUAUGAGUCAGAGACACUUGCAGAGAGCGACUCAGGGGUGGACCAAACUGCACUGGAUGAGGUGGAUGUCCUAGAUUUGGAGGAUGAGUGUGCAGAAGUAGAGGACGAGGACAGCUGGUUGUAUGUGUCUCCGAAAAAACAAGUAGCAGAUCAAGGCCCGGAGUCUCCGUUGAAGUGGUGUCGGCAGGCUCUUGACCAUCGCAGCCCAGAGACAGAAAUAGCUUGUCGGACCCUGAUCAGCCGCUUGGACCAGUCGUCUCGGUGGAGGAACAUGUACAGUAGCCCAUCAGCAGAGGCAGGCUCGGCAGGCUCAGGCCUGAUCUCUCCUGGGUACCACAAAUCAACUAACAAAUCCCUACUAACCUGUGGCAGCUCAGGUGUCACAACAAUGCACUCAGCCCUGAGCUCGCAAUCCUCCAUAGACAGUGAGCUCAGCACAUCGGAUGACUCCAUCUCUAUGGGCUACAAGCUGCAGGAUCUCACCGAUGUCCAGAUCAUGGCUCGCCUACAGGAAGAGAGUCUGAGGCAGGAUUACGCCUCCAGUUCGGCAUCCGCAUCACGCCGUAACUCCACCGCCUCUCUACAGUCCCUGCGGCGGGGCGGCAACUACAGUGAUCAGGAGUUUGACAGUUACAGCCUGGAGGACGAAGAGGAUGAGUUCUGCUGCAUGCCCCAGCGACGACAUCGCUUCACCCCCUCGCCUUUAGGCUCACCCCGGUGCCUGUCCCCCUCCACCUCCAACCACGGUCAAGAAUACAGCAGCCGACUCGGGGCCCCACGCACAAGAGCACCCAGACGAUCCCUCCAGGGCCCCAGUCCAGAGCUGCUUAAAUUCGCCAAGAGCGAGGAAGAGUUGCGGCACAGCAUGCCUAAUCUUGCCCCCCGCACCAGCCUACGUUCCCUGGAGGCAGUCAGAAACAGCCGCAGCAUGGAGGCUAACCUCCAGAGCUCUGGCAACCGCAUGUCCCACCUGACUCACUCCCCCUCCACAGGUAUGGCUUGUAGUCGGAUGCGUAGCAGCGGCCAGUCGCCUCUCUCCAUGCGGACUCCAGUUAAAGCCGUCAAUCCUGUGGGCUCCAUGGCAGCUGGUCGUCAGUCUUCAAGAGGUCUGCCUGUUGUCCAAGCGCCGCCUGCAGGAGGGGGACGCAGGGUCCAGUCUCCGGGCUCUGCCAAUGGCGGAGCCUACGGACCCGGGAGAGUGUCCACUGGGGCAGGGAGGGCCGCCGUGGGCAGAGGACAGGCAUCUACCAGAAGUAAACUCUCACAGCCCGCCAGGAGGUCUUUCGGCAUGACUAAAAUGUCAGAUGAAUCCUGGAAAGACGGCUGCUACUGAGCCUGGCUGGGGAUGAAGGAUGUUCACUGCUGCAACCCCUCACCUGACCUCUCCCCAUUACCUCCCAUAGUACAAAGAACACAGCCACCGCGUCCACAAAUGUGUCGUACAACCUUUGGGUCCCCCAUUUCAGAACGGAGCGCUGGGCUGCACUGGAUUCGUAGUGAAGACUCAUCUCUUUCCCUCGCAUGAAAACAUUGUCAACCCACACAGCGAGGCUGUGUAGGCACACAUGCACACUCCACUUGUGAUACGGACCAACUCUGAGCUUCCACAAGAUUUGUUUGUGUUAAUUCUACUUAUUUUUCUAUGGUAAUUGUGAGAAACUGCUGGAAUAUUAUGGGUUGUAUUACAUGUUCUGUUGAUGUAAUUGAUAUGAAGACAAUUUAUAUGAAGAUAUUGGUGGUUUGUUCAUUUUAUGUGUGAAUUCCUACUAGAUGAAGGUGCCGAGUGUUGCAUGCUUGGUUUUGUUGGGUUUUUUCCCCUUAUCAUCAUGUAACUGCAAUAUGAUCCGUGUGAAUUUAUGAAUGUUUGAUUGGUUCAUUGUGGAUCUUUAGAUUUGUGUUGUAUUUGUGUUUUUGCUUACACAAGAAAUGCAACUCCUGUAAAUCACACUGCCCUUAUAAAUAAUACAAAAAUGGAAAAACAUAUGGUUUUUGUGCCAAGGUGCAUUUCAAGCUGCAACACUCUUUUUAAUUCCAGAAGAAUCUCUCCAGUUAUUAAAGGUACUGUUACGGUACUGCAUUUUGCAGGUGUUUUUACUGCAUAUCAAGGUGGUUUUGAGUGAACACCACUGUAAUGAAGAAAAUGUUUAUGCACGAAAGGGCCUUGUGCCUUAUAGACAGCUAUGCACCCUCAUGCAGAGUGCCUCUGACAAUUAGGAGCUGUAAUGAACAUUAAUAAAGUCUACCGUGAAACCUA